Molecule: messenger RNA, 339 nt
Organism: Penicillium concentricum
Lineage: Eukaryota; Fungi; Ascomycota; Eurotiomycetes; Eurotiales; Aspergillaceae
Exons: 1
Coding region: 1-339 (112 amino acids)
Source: RefSeq, a predicted model, not a curated record
AUGACCUCCCAACUACCCUCAGAGGUGCGUCCCAUCUCACCAAUACUGGGAUUAGAGCAUACUCGUGAGAUCAUCUUCCCAUUCGACCUUUGCGAAUCUCCAUCGGAAUUCUGUGAAAGUCAGAACCUCAAGCCGCUGAUGUCUAAAAAUACACGUAUUCCAUCUGACGACCCAGAGCAGCAAAUAUGGAUCAAAACCAAAUGGAUCUAUAUGGGGCAAGACUCAGCUCAUGACCUGGUGGACGGUGCUCGUGGCUCCGCCAUCUGGAACACCAAUCUUCGAGUUCUUGGCUUUUUCUGCUGCUCGCCUGCAACGGGGAUCUACAAGGAUUAUUGCUGA